AAGAGGAAAAAUUCCGUCGACUUCUUCAUGGAGAGACAAAAUAUUGCGUAUCAAAUUCUGGUUGAUCGGUGUCGGAGCUUGGAGGAGAAACAAGUGAAAUUAACGGAGCAGUUCAAUGAGUUGAUGCAGGAGAAGGUCAAAGACGAUGAAGAUUAUUCAGCCGCUGGUUUCUUUUCCGGUUUCUUCUUCUCUAUAAGUCCAUAUGCUAAUGUUUUGAAAUGCAUGGGACAUGCCGUUCAUAUCCAUAGAGUUUCCUCCGGCGAGAUCAUAUACUGGAAUGAUUCGGCAGAAACUCUAUAUGGAUGGAGGGAGAAUGAGAUAAUUGGACAAAGAGUAGCGGAUUUCCUAGUUGCUGAGGAAUAUUACGCAUCUCUACGAAAAAUUCUACAACACUUGAUCACAGGAGUGCCGUGGUCUGGGCAGUUUCCUUUCAAGAAGAGGUCUGGUGAAAUAUUUAUGGCAAUGGUAACAAAAACUCCUUUUUACGAAGGCGGCGAGCUUGUUGGUGUCAUCACUGUUUCUAGUGAUGCAUCUGUAUUUAACUCUAAGGGUUUCGAAGAACGAAGAACUUGCCAAUCUCGUGUGAAGGACCAACCGGGAAUUCAAAGGUUAAAAAGGAUUCAGUGGCCUCCACGUCCACAAAUUGCAUCAUCUGUUCCUAAUGUGGCAGCUAGAGUCCUUGCUAAGCUUCGAAGUGGGAGAGGUGGAGAACAAAGGAAGGAUACUAGAAGUAUUAAAGAUAAUUGCACAACUGAUGAUAAUUCAGGAAGUAAUAGAAUGAAUAAUGGAAAUGAUUUAUCUGGAAGUUCAGUUGAAUUAACCAUGCACCAGGAUAUUUCUAAUGGAGAAGAUAAAGAAGGAAAUCUCCAAAAAUGUAAUUCUUUAUUUGAUGUAAAUAUAACAGAUCCAAAAAUUUCUGCACAUGGAACUUCUAGUGAUCUCAGAGAUAGUUCAGCUAAACCAUUCUCAAAGGACUGUUGUGAAUGUUCUGGUUCUCCCUAUCCCGAAGACCCUUUGUUAAGAUUACGCUGUCCGUUCAAUCCAAAGAAAUUGGAGCCAGAAGCAAUGAAUAAGGAUGAAGUGCAAAAGCAACAAGAAGGGUUGCCGUUGGCGAGCUCGAAGGAGAGUAUUGGUGACAAUCCGAGUUCAUCAAGCAAAGAGAAAGGUGAAUCAAACUCUAUUGUAGAGUGUGAUAUCCAUUGGGAAGACCUUCAAUUAAGAAAAGAGAUUGGGCAAGGUUCUUAUGCUGUUGUUUAUCAUGGAAUUUGGAAUGCGUCGGAUGUUGCUGUCAAGGUUUACUUUGGGAAUGGAUAUGCUGAGGAGACUUUAAGAGACUACAAAAAAGAGGUUGAUAUAAUGAAAAGAUUGAGACACCCUAAUGUAUUGCUUUUCAUGGGAGCAAUCUAUUCUCAGGAAAGGCAUGCCAUUGUGACAGAGUUGUUACCUAGAGGAAGCCUUUUCAGAACACUUCACAAGAACAAUCAAACAUUUGACAUCAGAAGGCAUCUUAGAAUGGCUCUUGAUGUUGCUAGAGGAAUGAAUUAUCUUCAUCACAGAAAUCCACCAAUAGUGCAUAGAGACCUAAAAUCUUCCAACCUGCUUGUUGAUAAAAACUGGAAUGUCAAGGUUGGAGACUUUGGCUUGUCGAAGUUGAAGGAAGCAACUUUAUUGACUACCAAAUCCGGAAGAGGAACCUUUUAUUGUUCUCUCUGUCAAAUGCAGCCUCAAUGGAUGGCCCCUGAAGUUCUCCGCAGUGAACCUUCAAAUGAAAAGUCCGAUGUGUUCAGCUAUGGCGUCGUCCUAUGGGAAAUAAUGACUCAAUCUAUUCCAUGGAAAAAUUUGAAUUCCUUACAGGUUGUUGGAGUAGUAGGCUUUAUGAAUAGAAGACUGGACCUACCGGAGGGGCUGGAUCCCCAUGUAGCUUCAAUCAUAAAUGACUGCUGGCAAAGUGAUCCAGAACAACGACCAUCAUUUGAAGAGCUAGUGCAGAGAAUGAUGUUGAUUCUCAACAGAGUAACAACUUUGUCAUUGAAGAGAAUUGCAGAAUCCUGAACAUGCUAUGUGGUUUAAGGGAGGAAGGUGGCAGGAAAAAAUGCAGAUUGUCAUAGAUAUGAAAAAUACUAGCCAACAAAUUAAGUGGCAAAUUAUAGAUAACCAAACAAGGGGGAGAAAUAGAACAGGCACCUCAAGUAGGGUAUCUUGUGACCCGAGUUACGGUUUAAGGAAUCUUGAUCCUCUACAUCCGACAACAGGCAACUCUGCUAGAUUAAGACAGAAAAUCUAAUGGUCUACAACUGAUUUAGGAUCCAAUUUGUUGUGACUAGAGAUGGUUAUGCUGACUCUUUUGUGGGGACUACCUAGUGUUGUAUAAGAAUACACUACUUUUUUGGGCA
Messenger RNA from Vicia villosa (hairy vetch), 2393 nucleotides. RefSeq names its product serine/threonine-protein kinase STY46. Gene Ontology annotation, biological process: protein phosphorylation. NCBI's taxonomy places the organism in Eukaryota, Viridiplantae, Streptophyta, Magnoliopsida, Fabales, Fabaceae. The record is from RefSeq and is a predicted model, not a curated record. Gene Ontology annotation, molecular function: ATP binding; protein kinase activity. The coding region runs from base 28 to 2052 and encodes 674 amino acids. The transcript is spliced from 13 exons.